Molecule: messenger RNA, 795 nt
Organism: Mobula hypostoma (lesser devil ray)
Lineage: Eukaryota; Metazoa; Chordata; Chondrichthyes; Myliobatiformes; Myliobatidae
Exons: 3
Coding region: 1-795 (264 amino acids)
Source: RefSeq, a predicted model, not a curated record
AUGCUGAAGAAAUUGAACGUAAUGUUCCGGGCAGACGCCGUGAAUGAACUGGGCGAGUCCGGCCGCAGAAGAGAGUGUCCGAGCGAGGAGACCGGCAUCAGGCUGGUCCGCAGCACCUCUCUCUACCUGAUCGGGGAAAGUUACCAACACACCGGCUGCUCUUUGAAACGCAGCCAGAGCGCAGUGAGCGUGGACUCUUCCAUCUACAACAUCAAGGCUGAAGACAGGCUGUGGAUGUUCUCGAGGACACAAGACUGCCUGCAAUACCUACACGACCUGAUAGUCCUCCGCCAACAAUACCGACCUGCCAGCGACUCCGGCAAGUCCAAGGACCGAUCCUCAGUCUCAGUCACACCUCACAAAUUCAGCAAGAAGCCACAGACUCGAAAACACACCACCAAAAAAACAAAGGAUGAAUCCGAUUCCACCCCAGCACCAACAGAGGCAGAAACACUGGCAUACUUUGAUUCGGUCAUUGCAGCUUUCGAUCAGGGAAACAAGCCCAGUGUUCACACCGCAGAGGGCAUGCACCUUGACAUGGAUUUUGUUAUUGCUACCAGCACAAGUGAACACAGUCUGCAUUCCAACUGGAUCCUGAAAUCACCAAGGAGGUACUCGAUUGAUGUGGCACAUUUGACAAAAGUGGAGGAAUUGUCCCGAAAGUACAGUGAUGGGUUGCGAAUGAGCUUCAAGAGGUUAGAGCGACACCCGAUGUACCUGCCCAAGCUGGUCGAAAGCCCAAUUCACACAAUGAGGUUCAAGCCAAAAGCACAAGAUGAAGAUGAUGAACUGUAG